CGUAGCUCGGAGACUACCGCUCAGUCACGCUUGAAUAGGCAUCCAGCAGUGAGCACGUCUAUCACAGUACCUGCUAUAGUAACACAAUGGCCAUGAAACACGGCGCUGCUAUAGCUAUUGUCCGGUCUUAGAGGUCCACUGGUUCGAGUUAGCCUUUUGCAUUCCAAAUAUUAUCACUUCUUUCAGGUACCACGAUCCUACGCCCAAGUCAAACAAAAUUUUCGGCACCAUCACAUCCAACUCCACCCUCAUCGAUGGUCUGGGGCGCUAUCCUGGCGGACCAAAAUCACCUCUUUCUGUCAUCAAUGUCGAACAGGGCAAGCGUUACCGGUUCCGCAUCAUCGGUCUUUCUUGUGAUCCAUCAUAUAACUUCACUAUCGAUGGCCAUACCAUGACGAUUAUUGAAGCAGACGGUAUCGAAACUGUCCCUGAGACUGUGGACUCUCUUCCAGUGCUCGCUGGCCAACGCUACCCCGUUGUCGUCUACGCGAAUCAGCCUGUGGAUAAUUACUGGGUUCGCGCACCAUCCGACUUUGCAAAUCAAACGUUUGCAGGUGGCUUGAGUCAAGCCAUCCUCAGGUACAAUGGCGCGCCCGAUGAAGAUCCUAUGAGCACUCCUGGACCUUACAAACUUCCCAACCUCAACGCAAGCAUUCCAGACAUCUAGUCAAGCACGCCUAGGUUCCUUCAAUAAGACCACACUCACAUGAUUUAUAAAAUCAUCGAGCAUUCAAAUCUCUCAAUUCUCAGAGACCAUUUCUACGCGUUAUACCCCUAUUUUAUUUACCACUUCUAAUUCUCGAAAAAGUAUCGUCAUAUCCAGGCAUCUGUCCUUCACAUGAUAAUGAUGUAUUGUCAUAUGUUCUAUCCAUGUUUUUAUUCCUCUAUUUACAUAAUAACUGCAUCUGUAUAAAAUGCAUUGGUUCAUCUGCU
Messenger RNA from Suillus plorans, 933 nucleotides. RefSeq names its product Cupredoxin. The transcript is spliced from 2 exons. Bases 392 to 667 code for a protein of 91 amino acids. The record is from RefSeq and is a predicted model, not a curated record. Lineage: Eukaryota; Fungi; Basidiomycota; Agaricomycetes; Boletales; Suillaceae.